Molecule: messenger RNA, 2448 nt
Organism: Acanthamoeba castellanii str. Neff
Lineage: Eukaryota; Discosea; Longamoebia; Acanthamoebidae
Exons: 9
Coding region: 1-2448 (815 amino acids)
Source: RefSeq, a predicted model, not a curated record
AUGGAUCCCUACGGAGGCGGUGGUGGUGGCUACCAGCAGCAGCCCCCCUACUACCAGCAGGACGUGGCCGGGUACGGCGCGCCUCCCCAGCAGCAGUGGAAUGCCGGCCCGCAGGGUGGCGGCUUCCCUGGCGGCCCACCCGGGGAUUUUACGCCCCUCGAUUUCCCCAACUACUACUCGACUUCGGGUCCACCCGCCUAUACCACCUCCCCCGCCUGGGGUCCUCCUCCGCAAGGGGGAGGCUGGGGUGGUCCACAGCAGAGUGAUGGCGGCUACUAUGGGCAGCAACCUCCUCGGAUUGAGAUCUACGGUGGCGGUCCUCCAGCACAACAGCAGAACUUCGUCGCAGGCCCGCCCCCCAGCUUUGGCCCCUCGUUGGGAGCUCCGUCUACCCAGGUCUACGGCUCCGCUCCUCCUCUUUCCCAGCCCGCCCAGUACUUGACCUCCCCCUCUUCCAACUACGGCGGCCCUCCGCCCUCGACCGUGCCCAUGUCCUCCGGAGCACCCACCUCGCACUCGACCUGGACACCACCCAACAGCAGCGGUCCGUAUGGCUCGGGUCCGUACCAGUCGACACCUCCGGCGCCCUACGGCAGCGCCGCGGUGCCGUCCUCGCCGUCGCUCGGGCCGCCCUACGGCUCGUCCGACCCGACGGCCCGUCCGCAGCCAUCGCUCGCCGACCUCAUCCCGCCCUCGAUCGGCGUUCUGGGCUGGAACAGCCCUGCGGCUGCUGCGCCCACCUCGGCUCCGGCCGCCGCAAUCUACGGCCAACAAAACGACUGCGCUGGCUCCCAGCAGCAGGCGCCGCCGCCCCAGGAGGAGGAGCAGCAGGACCAGUGGUGGACCGAGAAGGGCUGGUGCGACGAGAACGGCCUCUGGUGGAGCGAGGAGGAAUGGGCCAAGUUCUACGAAGAGGAGCGGCUGCGCAAGGAGAAGGGGGAAGCGCUGAGGAAGGAGCAGGAGGAGGUGGAGGCCAAGAAGCGUGAAUUCCUGGAGAAGGCCAAGGAGCUGGCGGCCAUGGAGGAGGAGCAGCGGCGCAAGGAGCGCGAGACCCGGCGGCAGGAGCGGCGUCAGCAGCGGGAGGCCGCGCUCAAGCUCGAGGCCGAGCAGCGGCGGCUGGCCGACGAGGAGGCCCAGCGCCGGGCCAUCGAGGAGCAGCUCCACGCCGCGACCCAGCAGCAGGAGCAGCAGCAGCAGUCCGACACGGCGGCCGACGCCGAGCGGGCCAAGCUGCGCGCUGAGCACGAGCGACUGCUGGCCGAGGAGGAGGCGCGGCGCAAGGCGCUGGAUGAGGAGCGCGAGCGGCUGCGGGUCCUUAAGGAGGCGGAGGACCGGCGACUCGACGAGGAGCGCCGGCGCAUCAACGAGGAGAAGCAGAAGCUGAUGGCGCUCGCGGCGGAGCUUAACGUCAAGGCCGAGUCGCAGAAAGAGGAAGAGGAGGAGCUGCGCCGGCAGAAGAAGGAGAAGAAGCGGCUGGCCAAGGAGAAGCUGCGGCAGCAGGAGCUCAAGCUCAAGGAGGAGAAGGAGCGGCUCGAGCAGGAGCGGCUCCAGCUGGUCGAGCUCGAGCGCGCCCGACAGGCGGCCGAGGCCGAGAAGCAGCGCGAGGCUGCCGAGGCCGCGCUGGCCAAGGAGCAGCGCGACAAGGAGGCCAACGAGCGCCGCAUGCAGGAACUGCUCGAGGCACAGCGCAAGCAGGCCGAGCAGGGCGGCGCCGAGCUGGCGCAGGAGAUGGCCCGGCUCAAGCUCGAGGAGGAGCGCAAGGCCCAGGCCCAGGCCGACGCCGAGCGGCGGCUCGAGGAGGAGCGCCAGCGGUUCGCCGACAUGCUCAAGCGCAAGGAGGAGGAGCUGGCCGCGCUCGAGCAGUUCAUGCGCCAGCAGGAGCAGCGCCUCCAGGAGGAGGCCGAGCGCAAGCUCAAGGCCGCGCUGGCCAAGGAGCAGCUCGACAAGGAAGCCAGCGAGCGCCGCAUGCAGGAACUGCUCGAGGCCCAGCGCGUGCAGGCCGAGCAGGCCGCCCAGGCCCAGGCCCAGGCUCAAGCCACAGCCCAGGCUCAGGUGGUUCCGGCCGCGCCGCAGGAAUCAUCGGCUUCGCCCGCGGUGGCUGAUGGCAUGCCGCCGCCACCACCGCCGGCCCCGAACGCGCCGCCUGCGCCGCUGCCUCCGCCCCCGGCGCCGUUGGCCCCAGCUGCACCGGCCGUCCUUCGAAAGGUGGAGGUCGGCGACCAGCCACCUGUCCCAGCAGGCGAUGGCGGCUCGCUGAUGGACCAGAUCGGCGCCAUCGGGGCGUCCAAGCUCCGCCAUGUGUCGGCCGAGGACAAGGAAAAGGUCGCCUCCGCGAAGAAGGGAGACGAUUCGGACUUCAUGAGCCUGAUGAUGGCCGCCAUCGGCUCGCGUCGUACCGCCAUAGAAACCAGCGACAACGAAAGCGAAGGCGACGACGACGAGUGGUAG